Molecule: messenger RNA, 2335 nt
Organism: Pogoniulus pusillus (Red-fronted tinkerbird)
Lineage: Eukaryota; Metazoa; Chordata; Aves; Piciformes; Lybiidae
Gene: DELE1
Product: DAP3 binding cell death enhancer 1
Exons: 12
Coding region: 273-1712 (479 amino acids)
Biological process (GO): extrinsic apoptotic signaling pathway via death domain receptors
Cellular component (GO): mitochondrion
Molecular function (GO): protein binding
Source: RefSeq, a predicted model, not a curated record
CCGCGCCGGGGGCGGGCCGGGCCAGGCCGAGCGUCGCUCUAGCCCCUGGCGGCCCUCUCGAUGGUAUGGCGCCGCUCUGGCCCUAACCUCCCGCUGAAGCUGCUCCUCGGCGCUCUGCCCGUGCGGGCUCCGCUCUGCCCCGCGGUGCCGGCUGCAGCCGCUGCCCCUCGGGAGGGCCGCCGCCACCGGCGGGGCCCUGCUGCCGCUGCGGCCUCUCGAUGGCCUAGGCCGGCGCCGCUCGGCAACGCGCCCUCCGUGGCGCCGCGGGGUGGAUGUGGCGGCUGCUGCUGGGCCGCGGCCUGGGCCGCUGCCUGCCGCCCCCCGCCCGCCCCGCCUGCACCGCCGGCCCCGCCGCCGACCGCGGCCCCAGCCCCGAACGAGCUCCCGGUUCCCAGGAUGGACGGCCCCGGGAUGGCUCGGGGCGAGGAAGAAGGCAGCAGCCCCUGCCCUGCCUGGAGCUGCGCUGCGGCGUGCUGGAGGCGGUCACCUGGGGAGCACUCGGUGCAUUGCUUCUGCAGCUGGUCAGACAGAUCUCCUGGCUGAGAUCGCUGCCGGACACCAGGAGAGAGCGCAGGACUCUCUGGCUUUCAUCACUGCCCUCUCAGCAGACAGUGGUGACUGAUACCUCAACCAUCUGUCCCAGUGCACAGCUGGAGGCUCACCUCCUGCAGAAAGUAAGCCCAGAGGUCCUACCGGAGAAUUCAUCCUCAGGCAUCCCCUCAGGGCAAGGAGACAACCAGCCCUGGGCAGAGGCAGGGGACUUCCAAGGGGAGUUCCAAGACCCUGAGAGCUGCAGCCUGGGCCCAGUUCUCCCCACUGCAAAGGGUGACCCAGCUCAGCGAGGGCGUUUGGAGGAAGCUGCUUUCCAAUUGCAGCAGAUUUUCCGGAUUGACAUUUCCAUUGCAUUGAACAUCCUUGGGAUUGAAAGCAUGAGAGCAGGCCACUAUGGGAUAGCCUACAGCUGCUUCAAGCUGGCAGCAGAUCGAGGCUACAGCAAAGCCCAGUUCAAUGUGGGUCUGUGUUAUGAGCAUGGCAGAGGCACAGAAAAAGACUUGGAAAAGGCAGCUUUUUAUUACUGGCAUGCAGCCAGCAGCCAGCACCCCAUGGCACAGUACCGCUACGGCAGAUACCUCCUGUGCCACGCACCUGGCAACAACUGGCACAGGCACCAGGAGGCACUCACCUUCCUGGAGCAAGCAGCUGUGGCUGGAAUCACAGAGGCCCAGGCUUAUCUUGGAGUGUUCUACCUGAGGGGCCUGCAACCGAAGGAAGAGAGAGGUCUGAAGUACCUGCUGCUGGCAGCCAAGAGUGGUCAUGCCCAAAGCAGGUACCACGUGGGUGUUUGCUAUGAGAAGGGUCUCGGAGUGCAGCAGAACCUGGCAGAAGCAAUGAGGCACUACCGGGAGUCAGCUGCUGCGGGGAACCGGAGCGCUCGGGAGCGGCUGCGACUGUUAGAAGAGGAGGUGGAAGACGCAUCACUGAAGCACAGCUUCCCCUCUGGAAUAAGAGCCUCCUCUUCUAGCCCCUCUUUCUGGGCUAGAGCAGGCCUGCACACCACCCAGCCAACACAGCCUGCCCUCACCCUGCCCCACUCUUGGAGUGCAGAUGGACUCCAUGUGAUGUUUGGUGCUGCAGGAUGGAGCCGGGGCCUGAGAAACAGGACAGCACUGCUGGAGCUGCAGCGCUUGGAGCCUCACCACUGCUGCUUCUAGAGCAACGGCCACCCAGCUGCCUACACGACAGGAGUGCUGUCUUCCAGUCCCAGGCUCUUCCCGUGCGCCGACAGCUGCCGCAGGAGCCCUGAGCCUGUCUCGUUGUGCGCUUGGACCUUCUGGGACAAAAUCAUUUCAAAGAGGGUGCUCAUUUCUGAGAGGAAGGUGCUGGCCAGUCUCGUCCCAGCAGCAUUUGAGUCAGCCCCAGCACCUUUACCAAAGGUUUCAAAGGUCCUCGGUUGCUCCUGCCUUGCAGCUUCCUCAUCCUGAGGUGAACGUGGAGAGUCGGGGCAGAAGAUGUUGUCCUUGUAGCUGCUGGUGAGGGGCAGGGAGAGCCGAGCCACCCAUGCUGGGUCAGCAGCUGUCAGCCUCUUGAGGGCCAGCUCUGGAGGGAGUGGGAAGGAAAAAAAAAGAGCUGUUGGUUGAGACAUGAAGCAGAGGAGCAGACAUGGAGCAAACAUGGAGCAGACACGGAGACAAAGAAGAAAGCAGAAAGAAAACACUGCCGAGACAAUGCCAGAGCUGGGAGAUUGUAAACAGGUCUAGAGAUAAGCUACCAGCAGCACCAUCUAAAUCAGCAGCCUGAGCUAAAAAAACCAAACUAAAGCAGGUUUCAGGCUCUU